This is a messenger RNA of Chlamydomonas reinhardtii, 1920 nucleotides long. RefSeq lists its product as uncharacterized. The transcript has 6 exons. The record is from RefSeq and is a predicted model, not a curated record. NCBI's taxonomy places the organism in Eukaryota, Viridiplantae, Chlorophyta, Chlorophyceae, Chlamydomonadales, Chlamydomonadaceae. Gene Ontology annotation, cellular component: chloroplast. Bases 34 to 876 code for a protein of 280 amino acids.
CCUUUACCUGUAAUUUUUGAUAGAUAGUUCAGGAUGAUGUUGGCUAAGCAAGCCCCCUGCACUCGUCUCGCGACGUCUAGUCGUUCGGCAUGCACCGUGCCAGUGCGGGCUCUGGGCGCGCGGCCGUCUGCACGACGGGCCCUUCAGCCUGCCAAGGCGGUGGACUCGCCACCUGGACCGCUGGAUAGUAUCGCCACGAAGACUAUUGAAGACUUGGACACCGACUAUUGCGACGACUUCGUGUGCACCAGCUCGCCCGCUGUGGAGCAGACGGUGCGCAGCUUGGCACGCGAGCUGCAGCGGGGCCGCUACGCCGCAGCCACCCUCUACCAGCCGGGCGUGACCUACUCGGACGGCUUCCGCACGUUCACGGGAGUGGAGGGCUACAAGCGGCAGCGCUGGGUCAUCGACAAUGUGGAGAAGUUCAAGACGUCCAUCCUGCGUCUGCGCAUGCUGGACAAGGGCACCAGCGAGAUCAGCUGGCAGGUGGACGGCAGCCUGGGCGGCCAGCCCGUCAGCCUGCUGUUCACCACCACCUGCGAGCACAACCUGGUCACCGGCCGCAUCACCAACCACCGUGAGAGCUGGAACCUGUCUCGCUGCUCGCCGCCCGCCGCCGCCAUGGCCACCGCCAACCGCUACGCCUGGAGCGCCAAGCAGGCGGUGGAGGACGCCAAGGAGGGGCUGACCAAGGCGGCGGAGAAGCUGGGCGGCGGCGGCGGCGCCGACAUGAACAACCUGCCCUCGGACCCCACGCGGUUUUACCAGAACGGCGGCGGCGGUGGCCAGAACCAGGACCUGUUUGCCAUCGGCUUCCUCAUCGCGCUGUUGUACCUGGCCUUCAAGCUGUUUGGAGCGCUGGAGACACUGGGCUAAGGGCCUGACAUGGGCUGAGGGGCUGAAGGGCUUGGGGGUUUGAUGGGCUGAGGGGCUGAGGCAAGCAGCCCAGGCGGCUUCUGUGUCUCAGGCUGGCGGGACAAAGCGGGGGCUGCAGCAGCGCAGCCGGCACAAGCGGCAGAAGAGCUGCAGUGGGGGCACAGUAUUGGAAGAAGCGACGACGGCAGACGCAGAGGGGAGGCGGGGGCGGGCACUGUGGGGGCAAGACUAGGGAGAGUCACUUAUUGCUGAGUGGUAUGAGACCUGCACCGGUUUUGCUGUGGUGCUGCGACAGCGUGUGACUUGUGAACGACAAUUGCCAGCUUGUGCGUGUCCUGUGCGCGCUUGCCCAAGCUUUGGGCUGGAUGGAACCGAAACAGAUAUAAAUACAGUGGGUUAAGCACAACCGGUGUCCUCACUGUCCGUGAGUUUUUUUUGGUGUGUGCCGUGUCUUAUUUGUAUGUGCGCUUGCAUGAAUUGUGUGCCCAAGUGCCUCUCGUCAUGCACGGGGGGUUGGCACUGCAGGCAGCAGCGUUGUGGGCCGUGAUUUUGUGCGGCUGUUGGCACUCUGACAAAGGCUGGCGCACAAAGUUUUGAGACGUGCCCGGCUAUCCGGCCGUCUGUUUGUUGUGUGUGUCCACAUUGAAUCCGGGAAGCGGGAAGAGCUGGGAGCAGCUUCUGGGUGCGAGGCAGUUGGUUGCUUCUGGAGCAGAGGCGUUCGGAUGUUUGCAGCGGUGCAGAGCAAGGGCUUGUGCGUGGACUCCAGGCCUUGCAUUGUAUUGAAGGCGCCGGGACUUGGAGAUGGCGUGCAUUUUGCCGCUCGAGGUCGACUGAAGAAUGGCGUGCAUGAGGGCAGGCAAGCUGCAAAUAGCAUAGCGCAGCGGUGCAGUCCGGUGGCGACCUCAACGGCCACGAGAGAUAUGGCAGAUCGUAGAUGUAAACGAGGCAAGGAUAUCAGCAUUGUGAGUUGUGGCAGUUGCGAAGCCGGCGGCGAAGGAUAGCGAGGCCUGGACCGCCUGGACCCUGUUGUAAUUGCAGACAAAG